Molecule: messenger RNA, 1338 nt
Organism: Cryptomeria japonica (Japanese cedar)
Lineage: Eukaryota; Viridiplantae; Streptophyta; Pinopsida; Cupressales; Cupressaceae
Product: probable xyloglucan endotransglucosylase/hydrolase protein 32
Exons: 4
Coding region: 178-942 (254 amino acids)
Biological process (GO): xyloglucan metabolic process; cell wall biogenesis
Molecular function (GO): hydrolase activity, hydrolyzing O-glycosyl compounds; xyloglucan:xyloglucosyl transferase activity
Source: RefSeq, a predicted model, not a curated record
UGUAGAGGAUUAGUGGGUUGCGUGUAAAUUGGAAAGAAGUCCAAUUGACUCAAUUUGGAUCUUGUUGAAUACAGUUGCUGUUCCAAUUAUCUAUUUAUUGCAUGCUACAUCCUCCAUCUUUGCAAGGCAGCUUUCUCUGCAUUCUAGUGUCUCUCAUAUAUUCUAGUCCAUUUCACCAUGAUGCUUAUCAGUAGAAUUAUGUUUUCAGUUGCAUUUCUAUCUGUGUUUCUUCUGAUAUGCAAGGAGGUAUCAGGAGUAUCACAUCCUUCACAGUAUAGUACUGUGAAAUUCAAUGAGGGUUUCAACAAUCUUUGGGGUCCUCAGCAUGAAACAGUGUCACAGGACCAAUCUCAGAUUACUAUCUGGCUUGACAGGCAGUCAGGAAGUGGGUUCAAGUCUUUAAGGGCAUACAAGUCAGGCUACUUUAGUGCAGCCAUUAAACUGCAGCCUGGGUACACUGCAGGAACUAACACUGCAUUCUAUUUGUCAAACAACCAAGUUCAUCCAGAUGGACACGAUGAGGUAGACAUAGAAUUUUUGGGAACUAUACCAGGUAGACCAUACACUCUUCAAACCAAUAUAUAUGUAAAUUCGGGCAAUGGUGGAAAUGGAAGAAUUGUCACAGGGAGGGAGCAACAAAUUCACUUGUGGUUUGAUCCCACUCAAGAUUUUCAUCGCUAUAGUAUUCUUUGGACUCCAUCUCGCAUUGUAUUUUUGGUGGAUAACACCCCCAUAAGAAAGUAUAUAAGAACUAGUUCCUCCACCUUCCCAGCUAGACCCAUGUGGGUGUAUGGAUCAAUAUGGGAUGCCUCCUCUUGGGCUACAGAGAAUGGAAAAUACAAGGUGGACUAUAGAUAUGAGCCUUUUGUUGCAAAGUAUAAAGAUUUUGUUCUCAUUGAUUGUUCCGACAACAAGGCGAGUGCAUGCUAUGGAAGAGGAUGAGACCCAUGAAUUUAUGAGCAUAAUUAUGUCUUACUGGUAGUAACUAUUAUAAUCAUGCACAUCACCAUGUGUACUAUAAUGUGUCCAUAUAAGAAAGAAUUAUUAGCUCAUAUGUUGGAAACUAUGUAAAUGUAAUAUUCUUGCUAGUUAGGAAUACCAACAUGAUAUUAGCUUCAAUCUGAGGAAGGAGAGAGAAGUUUCUGUUUGAUGCUCCUCCCUUCCUUUGACUUUCUAAGGUAUAUGAUUUGAGAUUUUAUAAUUUUCUUUGUUACUAACCUCCGCAACCUUGUUGGUUGAUGCGAGGAUGACAAGUAGUAGUCAUGUGUCAAAAGAAUGGUGUUAUCAACCUCUAAAUAAAAUAAGAUUACAUAAAACUUAUUUGUAAUCAUUUCUCAA